Messenger RNA from Symbiodinium sp. CCMP2456, 264 nucleotides. The record is from the annotation of a GenBank genome assembly. NCBI's taxonomy places the organism in Eukaryota, Dinophyceae, Suessiales, Symbiodiniaceae.
GCAGUAUGGGCCACACCGUCACUUCCACCAUCACGACCACCACAAUGGCCACCACAACGGCCACCACACUGCGCAUCUUCAUGCAAACCACCAUUUCCAAGGCCCUCCCCAUGGCCUCGGCCAUCAGCCGGUGGAGUUGCCGCCAGUUCCCGAGGGCAGCCGCUCUACCUUCGACCUCAACGAGACAAGCGCCGUGAAGCUCCGGCUGCUGGAGCAGCGUAUCGAGUCUGAGACUUCCACCCGAGAGCGCCGCAAGAACAACCU